Molecule: messenger RNA, 6165 nt
Organism: Anthonomus grandis grandis
Lineage: Eukaryota; Metazoa; Arthropoda; Insecta; Coleoptera; Curculionidae
Gene: qin
Exons: 33
Coding region: 245-5911 (1888 amino acids)
Molecular function (GO): zinc ion binding
Source: RefSeq, a predicted model, not a curated record
UAGUAAAAGUAAACAUUCGUUUGGGUUCCGUUUGCUGCCGGUGAGGGUGAAGCGAAGAUCUUCAGAGUCAUUAGGUUCUUAAUAUUUGUCUCAGAAAUCUCAGAAUAUAUAUUUGUUUCUUAUUCUGCGCGUCUAGUCUGCGCUGUGCUUGUUUAUUUUCAGUUAUCAUCUAGUUUAUUGUUUUAUUUUUUAACAUCAACAAGCUGAUUAGGCAGAAUUAGUUUAAGUCACUCAAAGUGAGACUAUGAGGGGCCGAACUAUGGCACCCCCAGGGGUCCCUUCAGGAUAUAAUUUAAAUCAGUAUUCACAACAACAGGGAAAUCACAGAGGAACACACCAGAACAAGCAAAAAAGGAAUUGGACACAUCCCCACAAUCAAUAUAGUUAUUACCCUCCUGAGAACCAAUACUUCAUGAAUGAUGCUAUGAAUAAUAGUAUGAUCUCAAACUAUUCUAGGGGUGGAUAUGGACGUGGAGGUGGUGGUCACAACCUAAAUUUUGCAGGGCUUGGUAGAGGUAGUGGUUUGAUUCACCAAGGGGGAAGUAAUGAAGUGGAUCCUUCAGUAGCCAAUUUGAUUUCUGGGCCAAGACAAGGCAAAAGACUAACGAGAAUAGCUCCAAGUCAUGUUGAAACUGCUGGCUGUAGUGUUACAUACAAAAAAACAGGUGGUGGUGACAGAGUAACAAAUUAUAACCAUAAUAGGCUUCAACAGGGGAGAAAUUUGCAUGAGAGAGAAGGUGAGCUGGAACAGAGCAGGGUAAAGCAAGAACAUCAUGGAGAUGCUUUGCAGAUAACCAUGUAUUGUUGUCCAAAAUGUGGAAACCAGUAUAGCUCCAAAAAUGCACAUUCAAGAUUUUCAGGAAAAGUUCCCUUGAUUCUCCAAUGCAGUCACACAGUAUGCCAAGAAUGCAUAUUUCAAGGAUUAAAAAAUAAUAAAGUUAACUGCCCAGUUUGUUCCAAGGACUCAGUUAUUACAGAGGAACAAACUCCAGUUUCUAUUGCAGACAUGCAGACUAUAUUUUUGCCAAACUUCUACAUUCUCGGCGUGGUAUCAUAUUACAAAUUUUCUUCAGGGACUCUUAAAAAUUUGGAUAAUCUCUCUUUCAUUACAACACCUACCAAACCAAAAGCAGCUGUGUUACCUAAUUUGGCUGAUCGCUGUUGCUUCGGAGCCUGUUCAAAAGAGUCGACAAUGUAUUGUCCAAGUUGCGAAGGUCUUUAUUGCAAAGAUUGCUGUACAGUGAUGCACAAAAGCACCAACAAAUUGAUGAGCCAUGAGCCUGUCCCAAAACGGAUGCAAAAACAAAAAUUCUCUUUAAUGUUGGAAAGUUGUGACACUCAUCCAGAUAUGCAGGUGGAAUUUUAUUGUACUGAAUGUGAUGUAUCGGGAUGUUGUUAUUGUGUGCUGGACGGACAUGCGGCUCACGAAAGAGCUCCACUUUAUCAUUUAAAUGCUGAAGAAUUAAAAGACUUUAAGACACUGAAAAAAGAGGCAGAAAAAGCCUUAAAGGAAGUCCUCUACACCCAACAAAAAUCAAGAAAAUUGACCAAUUUCGACACGAGCUCGGUUAAAAAAGAUGUUUGCCAAUUCUUUGGCGACUUCCACGGCAAGCUCGAGGCAUUAGAGAAAAAACUUUGUGAUGAGUUGGAAGGCUUUAAGUUGAAUAACAAGGGCCUAGAUAACAUCCAGAAUUCCUUACAGCAGGCUGCCGAGCAGCUCACAAUGCUGGUGUCUUUGAACGAGGAUAAACUUGACGAAAAAAAAUUUAAUUUUAAAUUGGCUCUAGAAAAAUUGAGGCAAAUUGACAGUAUUCCGAGGUUUUUGUUAAACAAUGAAGAGCAAUCUGAACCUAUAAGGUUUAUAAAACAAAGUGACGUGUUGGACGAUUUAGAAAAUUUACUCGGCUUAGAGAAAUCUCUGGAGUCUGACUACCGUUUGGUGACUAAAAAAGAAUUACCAGAAAAUUAUGUCAAUGAUUUGGACUACAGUGAUAAUGAAGUUGAAGAAAAUUUUAAUGCGAUCUUGAGGACAUCACAGGAAGAAGUCGCUACUGUUAAGAAUGUAUCCCCUACCGUUAGCUCCAUUAAGUCGAAGAUAUCACAAAAAAGUAAAAAAGAUCCUUUCAAAAAGAAAUUAGAUUUGGAGAGAGUGGCAGUGCAACACAUUAAUUCCAUGGAUAGUUUUUUUGUGCAAUACAAACAUGAUAUGUCAAAGCUCGUUCAAUUGAACAAAGAAAUUGAAAACUUCGUCAAGAUGGGUGGGGCCGAAUCAGUAUCUGAUCCACAGAUUAACGAAUUAUACUUAGCCCUUUACAUAAACGAAUCCAACGGCCUGAAAGAACAACAGUGGUGCAGAGCUAGACUUAUCGAUUUGAAAGAGGCUACACAUAACGUUACGUAUGAGGUGUUCUUUAUUGAUUAUGGAAAAACCCAAAUAGUUGACAAAAAUCGAAUAAGAGAGAUGCCUCCACAUUUAGCACAAAGGAAGCCGUUCAUUAUCGAAUGUACUCUGUAUAAUCCUAUGUCAGUUAACUGGAAUAAAAACGCCCAUUUUGCGCUUGCUAAAAUCUUAAAUGGGAAGGAUGUGUUCAUGAUGGAAAAAUCAUAUAAUGAUGGAAUUUUUGAGGUGGACCUGAUGAUCGCCUCGUCAGAUGGCGGUGUAGCCUCUGUAACAGACAUUUUAGUUCACGGGCAUAAUUUAGUUAAGCCUCAAAACAAUGAUUUCGCAAGUUUAGAUGGUCCUAUUUCAAAAAAAAAUAUCUUUUGUGAGUUUAACAAUCUUCGAGUAUUCCCUAACAGCAAAAAGUUUACCAAAAACCAGAAGGAGAAAGUCGUAAUUGCCACCGUCGUUGAUCCUUAUAAUCUUUUUGUUCAUUUGGUGCAAUACCGAGAAGCCUUCAAAGCGAUGAAUCACGCAAUCAAAAAAGCGUAUAGAAACUCGAGAUUGGCAUGCGCACCUAUUGAAGGUACCUACGUGCUGGUCGAAUAUAAAGAUCCUAUAAGAUCCAACUAUCAUAGAGGAUUUAUUAAAACUAUUGACAUGACGAGUAAUAAAGUUCACGUUUUGCUUGUUGAUUGGGGACUUAAUGUUGUCGUUCCUUCUAAUAGUAUUAGAACACUUGAUGUCGACUUUACCAAACUAGAGAGUCAGGCGGUAGUAGUGAAGAUGACUCACAUCGCCCCCUUUGACAAAGAGGCGAGUUGGUCAUCGGCGGCCAAUGAUUUCCUUCUAAGUUACUUUAAAUCGCAAGACGUUUUAAAAAUGGUUGUACACGAAACUGAACCAGAGGUGGAGGUUGCCUUGUUCGAGACGAGUCGGAACGUUGAUGUUUGCCUCAAUGCGAUGAUGGUCGAGUAUAAUUUAGCUGAUUCCACUGGUCCUAUAUCUACCAAUUUGGAGUGGCCCCAAUAUAAACUUACUCAUGAGGAAUAUAACGAAGAAGAUGGUCUUAUGUCAUCUCUGCUUAAAAAAGUUAAUGAGGAGCCUGACGAAUCUGACGAAGAAGAUCUGAGCAACAUAAAAAAAAGGCAAAUUGACGUGGUGAAAGUGGAAAAUCCCUAUUUGAUAUGGGUACGAUUUCAUGAGUUCAGAGACAGAGAAAACGAAAUGUUUAAGAAUCUUCAAAUUUUUUACUCCGAUGAUAAGGAAAGAGAAACGAAAAACUUGUGGAAGGUUGAUGAGUUAUGUGUCGCCCGUACCGAAACCGAAUAUGCCAGGGGCAAAAUCUUGGAAAUAAAUGACGACCAGUACAAAAUUUACCUUGUAGACAAGGUACAGGAGACCACAGUUUCCAAAGACCGAAUUUACGUUUACAAUAAAUUUUUCACCAAAUACCCGCAAGCUCUCACGAAAAGUCACCUUGCCAAUAUUAAACCGGCUGGCGACACUGGCAAUUGGAGUAUUUCAUCUACUGAGGCGUUACAAGAAAUAUUUAAGAAGCACAAAAGAAUAUACGCCUGUAAAGCAGCGGAUGCCGAUCCUGAACAAGCUAAAAAGAGUUUACCGCUGGAUAUAUGGUAUGGUAUAGUUAAAUUCGGAGGUGCACUAGACCCAGACAGAAUUAAAUUCGUCUCAGUUAACAAAGCCCUGGUGAAACUGGGUUACGCCUUUAAUAUUCCCAAAAAGCAAGAUGCUUUGGUCAAAAAGGCUCAAAAUGGGGAAGAUCUACUUAAGAGCUUGUUGGGUGACAGUGAUAAGCCAGCUGAUUCAUUAAAACAAGAAGUAGUAGCGGAAAUACAUGCCGAACCGAUGGAUCCAGAAACCACUAAAGCAGAAAACCCGAAAAUUGCACCAAUUGCAAAAUCUAAGGGUGCAAUACCGAAAAAGGCGAAUAAGAGAAGGAAACAUAGAAAAAGUGUAUCAAGUGAUGGAUCUGAAAAAGAAAAAGAGAAAAAUGGAAAAAAAAAAGUUGAUCCAACAGACGUAAUCGAAGUAGUUUCUGACAGAGCAGGCGAAGAAGAAGAGACCGAUUGGAUCGCCAUUAUUGAAAAAGAGCUUGCAGAAGGGGGUGAUACAUUAUCGAAAGAAAUAGGAAAUGAAGAAAAUCCAGAAGAUUCUCCUUAUCAUAAGAGGGAGGUAGCAAUUGACGACUGGCUGCCACCUUUUAGACUGUCGAAUGGCGAAUUCAGGGCAAGAGUUACAUGUGUAGAAACGGGUGGGCAUCUUUAUUUACACGAGGAGAUCCUAGAUAAUGUUUACUACAAAAUGGAAAAGAAUAUAAAAGAGUAUUUCGAUAAUAAUCCUCCUAGUGUGACUGAUCAUAAAUGGGAACCUGGUCAGUUGUGUACCAUAAAAUUUACAGAUGGUAAUUGGUACAGGGGCAGAAUCCUAAAAGUGAUAAACCCAGAAAAAAUAUCCGUGUUCAUGAUAGAUUUUGGAAGCGACCAUGACCUCCCGAGGGACGUGUUAUUCAGAGAAGUACUCUACACCGAUAUAGGAGCGUUCGCAACCAGAGUUAAACUGGAUAAAGUAUAUCCAAAAUCAGGAGCCUGGCUCACAUCUGACUAUGAUAUCUUCCACGAUCUGAUCACCGAUUGGUGUAAAGUGAUCGUUAAGGGGCCGUUAGACGUGGAAAUGCCCCUGGUAGAAGUUUACAAUGAUCAGGGAGUGUUUAUUAACCAGAAACUGGUUGAAAUUUGUCCUAAUUUAUCCAGGUGCUGCAGUUUUCCCAAUGUUGAAAGAGGAGAGGAACAAGAUUUUGUUAUUGAAGAUGUAACUGAGAUUUCAUCUGCAGAUGAGGUAAUAAAAUCUUUAUUAGUGGAAAGUUUUAUUGAGCAGCUGAACAUACAUGAACAACUCUCUAUACAAGGCUCUGCCAAUUUGACCUUCAAACCGAGGCCUUUACCGAAAGAAAUUCUUGAUGGAAAACCGCUUUUGAUGGAUGUUGGAGGAGUAAUGCACAUCGACAGAAUCACCCUUUGCUUGCCUGGAAGCGAUCAGAGUGAGGAUGUCUACAAUUUAAGUUCUGAUAUUCAGGACGUUGUUUCUAGACUUCCUACUUUAACAGAGUUUAAAGUCGGUAUGCCAUGCCUCGCACCCUUUUCAGAGGACAACGACUGGUACAGAGCCAGAAUUACGGGAAUUAAAACAGCUGAUUUGGGAUACGUGGACGUGUUGUUUGUCGACUAUGGAAACUCGGAAGCGGUCCCUACGAAAAAUUUAAAGGCGAUCCUUCCGCAGCAUAUGGAGCUGAAUCAGCUCUGCUGGGAGGCUUCUUUAAACAUUGUUUUAACUGAAGGGGCUGACAUUAUUAGCGUAAUGCAGGUAAUUAACGCUCUGGACAGGAAGAAAAAGUAUGUCAAACUUGUUAGCGCAGAUCCCUUAAUUGUCGAUUUAUAUGAAAAGAACGACCAGUUGUGUUAUGAGAGUUUAAUAACAUGCGCCACGAUAAAACGAAAAGUGCCUGAGUGACGUAAAACUUACUAAGGUUAAAUUAAAUAAUCUAUAGAAUUUGAUUAUUAUUUGUAUAAAGAAGUUCAUAAAUUAUGAAUUUAAACAGUUUAUUUUUGUACUUUUUUUUUCUAUAAUUGAUAUUUUUAUACUUUUAGUAAUUUGUUUAGUUGCUAAAUUAGCAAUAUUGGUUUUUGAUGUUAAGAAUAGAAUAAGUUCCUUUAGUUAUCUUACAGAGCAUGUUUUUAUUUAUAAUAAAACUGUUUAAAGUAAAA